GGCGGGAGCUGAGGAGAUUCGCCAAUCGGUGAGGGCUCCGGUUGUCCCCAGCCCCGGGCCUGGGCAGCUGGGCACCCGGGCGCAGUUCCCCACCCGGUGCGGACUUCGGAACCCGCCGGAGGACUGACGGGCGCCGCCCCGCGAGCGCAUCUCCGCUGGACCCGGCGCCCCGCCGGUCCGUUCCCCGAGAGGAUGCGCGCCCUGGCGGCCCUGGACGCGCCCCCGAGCGAGCGGCUACUUCCCCGGGACCCCGAGGCGCCCCGCGACCCCGACGCCGCGCGGCCAGCGCGCAGGAGCGCAGUGGAGAGGCUGGCGGCCGAUCGCGCCAAGUACGUGCGGGGCCCUGGGGCGGGCCGGGGCGCAGCUUCCGAGGGCAUCGGCCCCGGAGCGGUCAAGUGCCUGGGAACCGACCCUGGGCCCCCGGCCCGCGCCCCUGCCCCGGUGGCGCGCAGGGCUAUUGCGCGGAAGCCGCUGAGACCCGACUCGCUGAUCAUCUACCGCCAGAAAUGCGAGUUCGUGCGAGGACCGGGCGCCGACGGCCGCAGGGCGAGCCUGGUGAAGAAGCUCUUCCAGGGGCCAGGCAAGGACAAGGCGCCGGUGCCCCCUGAGACUCCCCGUACGGGCGAGGAGGGCAAGGCCGCGAACCCGGAGACCGUCCCCACCAAGCCUGACCCCGCAGCGGCCCCCGCGCCCCCCGAGACCUCAGCCCCCUCCGCGCGCUCCGGCUCCGCGGCGCCCUCCAGGGCCCCGGCCGCGCCCCCUGGCCCAGAGCCGCGCGUGGUGAGGCGACGGGGGCUGCAGCGCUCGCAGUCGGACCUCAGCUCGCGCUACUCCGCCGCCCUGGAGUCUGACACCUUCUUCCAGUACUGCGGCCUGGACCCCGAGGUGGUGGAGGCCCUGGGCAGGGAGAACUUCACCGCGGGGUCGGACCGCGUGACCCUCAAGGUGCGCAGCGUGAGCGUAGCCACCUCCGGCAGCGGCUUCUCCCGGCACAGCGGCGGCGGCGACGACGGGCUGCAGGAGGAGGAGCUGGUGGAGCAGGUGCCCAGCACCACCUCGGUGGUCGAGAGGAACGCCCGCAUCAUCAAGUGGCUGUACACCUGCAGGAAGGCCAAGGAGAGCCCCGGCCAGGGGCUGCAGGGGCCGGCGUGACCGCCUGCGCGGGAGCGGAGCGGGGCCCAAGGAAGCAAACCUUUCCAAUGAUGAAGACUUC
Cebus imitator (Panamanian white-faced capuchin) is the source of this 1213-nucleotide messenger RNA. RefSeq names its product family with sequence similarity 110 member C (gene FAM110C). The record is from RefSeq and is a predicted model, not a curated record. Gene Ontology annotation, biological process: positive regulation of cell migration; regulation of cell projection assembly. Gene Ontology annotation, molecular function: alpha-tubulin binding. NCBI's taxonomy places the organism in Eukaryota, Metazoa, Chordata, Mammalia, Primates, Cebidae. The transcript has 2 exons. The coding region runs from base 193 to 1152 and encodes 319 amino acids. Gene Ontology annotation, cellular component: cell cortex.